GCGCACUUGCGGUUGCAUGUUGUUGGUGUCCACGUGGUUCUGGUGGUCCUGCUGGUGGUGGGCGGGCCUGCAUCGGCAGGCCGACGCCGUCUCUAUCGGGGGUUCGGUAGAGUCCACGCUCGCGUCCUUCCACCAUCCCUUCCUUGAGAUUCUCACCCCCGUGAAUGGCCAAGUGGCGGAAACGACCGAGGUGGACAUCGAGCUCGUCGUUCGAGAAAUCACCAUGCCGAGUUCCUUCCGUGGUACGAAGAUUUGUCUGGGAAUCCACGCCAAAAACGCAGUGCCAACGAGCAACGGUGAUACGGAGACUGGUCUCACCGAGUUCUGCUUUGACCAGACCAGCAGCAAGGUGUUCCACGCGCAAAACCUCGUCGCAGGCAUGUCGUACACGGUCCGCGUCUUCCUCGUGGACCGAGGCAACGUCAUCGCCGUGUCCAUGCGCCACUUCCGCGUCGCCGCCAUCGCGAUCCCAGGCCACGCCGGCCUGGUCACGAUCCUCACGGCGCUGCAGCACGCGGUCACGUUGCACGACACCGACGCGGCAGUCGGCAUCUACAGACGGAUCCUGGUCGAAAGCCCCGAGCACAGCCACACCCUUCAUCUUCUCGGAUUGACCAAGUUGCGGGCAGGUCGGGCCAUGGAAGCCAUUCCAUACCUCCAGCAGGCGCUGCGAGCCAACGCGACCAUUGAGGCCCUGCACAACACGCUCGGGCUUUGCCUCAAGGAGGUGGGGCGAUCAGCGGACGCCGCCUGGCACUUUGAGAAGGCGCUGGCCCUUCGUCCGUCCUAUGUCGAGGCGCGGUUCAAUCUGGGGACGCUGUGGCAAGCCACACAAGUCUACGACCGAGCGAUCGAUGAGUUUCGGACAUUGGCGGCGAUGGUCCAAGCCAACUCGCUGGACCUGACAGUUGCCCAUCAGCGAGAUGUAUUUGUGCGCCUGUGCGGCGCAUACCAAGGCGCGUCCCGACGUGACGACGCGCUCGGGUGUUUGAACGACGCGCUGGCGUUGUGGCCGCACGAUACGGAUUUUAUUAACGAACGAGGCAACUGGUACUUGAAUGCUGGGUAUUUGGACUUGGCGCACGACGACUAUCAAGUCGCGGCCGACGCGGGUGCUCUUGUGGCGACGUUCAAUCUGGCCCUGGUGAAGGAAGCCAUGGGCCACACUAACGACAGUAUCAACGUAUACGCCAACUUGCUGCAAUUAACUGAGACUCGGCACCUUUCGACAAGUCACAUCCGCAUGGUGCAGGCGGGGGUGGUGCCGCGGGUCCUUCCAUUUGACAGCGCUCUCGUCGACCAAGCGCGGCAGGACAUGGGCCGCCGCUUGGAUGCCAUGCUGCAGCAAGACAGCAUCACCACCGUCGACUGGACAGACCUGAUGACAAACCAAUUCCCCACGGGCUACCACUUGAUAUCCCACCCCCACAACAACAACCAGCUCAAGCAAAAGCUCGCGACGAUGCUCGAGAUGUACGCUCCGUCCCUCAAAACCCCAUCGUUCUUGGGCCGUUCGUACUCGACGAUCCCCCGAGAACUGCGACAUCGUUCCCGCAUUGGAUUUGUCGCAGAGGACUCGCAUGUCCUAGACUUGGUGCACGCCCUUGACCAAUCUUCGUUUGACGUAUUUUUGUUUACCGUGUCAUCGUCCGCGGCGGCAAACGUGGCCCGCCAACUCGGACUUCGCCAUGUACAUUUUGUGGCGCUGCCUGCUGGCGUCGGCCCAAGCGCCGUGGAAAUCCAACGACACGACCUCGAUGUGCUAAUUUACGCCGAUGUGGGAGCCAACAAGUGGAGUUACUUUUUGUCGUUUGCAAAAUUGGCGCCCGUGCAAGCAGCGUGGGCACUUGGAUACUCGGACACGUCGGGCGUACGCGCCAUCGACUAUGUCGUCACAUCCGAAUACGAGUAUCCGGACUUCGACCGCCAACACUACUCGGAGACGCCGUUUGCACUCAAGGGCUUGGGCCUGUAUCAGACGCAAUCGAUGGCCCCCAACACCACGACAUACCCGCUGACUAGUCGCGCGCACAUUCGGCAGUUGCUCGUGCAAGAAUUUCACCUCCCCAAGUCAUUUCACUUUUAUUUCGUCGCCGAGCCAGUGGACCAUCUCCACGUGGACAUGGACGCAGUCGUCCGGCGCAUUUUGAAGCGCGAUCCCCUGGGCCACAUGUUCUUUCUGGCGUCGCUUUCGCAUUGGAACGCGGCUUUCGCAGAUCGGAUGACCCUCCAGCCAGGCCUUCCCAUCGACCGAGUCCACUUGAUCGAUAGCUCGGAAGUGCCUGUGGCGGCUCUGCUUAGGGCGUGCGACGUCCACCUCGCGAAUCUCUACACCAACACUUUCCAGCAUACGCUAGAGGCAGUGGCGGCGGGGGUGCCGACGGUGACCCUGCCGGGACAGCUGUGGCGCACUCGAGUUCCGUUCGGAGUCCUCCGACACAUCAACGCCGUCGCGACUGUCGCCACGUCCGCGGCCGACUACGUCCGGCUGGCCGUCCGGGCGGCGGGGGAUCAGCCGUUUCGGGACGCGGUGGUCGCCACAUUGCACUCGAACGGACCCAAAUUGUUUGGGGACGACACCGCCGUGAUCGAGUGGACGCGGUUCCUCCACUUUGCACUCGACCAAGCGCGCCGCGUUCGACAAGAGACGCCCGUGAUGUGACACUGUUCAGUGUAUAUCUGUGUCACAUAUGCUCAUGUUACGAUAUGUUACCACACUAUUUAAGCGUGAUCGAUCGAGUUGAGCUUUUCAAACGCGAGCAUGAGCGCUUGGGUGCCGAGUUUCGGGCCAUUGGGCAGCGCCUACACAAAUAUAUAUAUAUAUAUAUAU
This is a messenger RNA of Aphanomyces astaci, 2830 nucleotides long. RefSeq lists its product as hypothetical. The transcript has 11 exons. Gene Ontology annotation, biological process: protein O-linked glycosylation. The coding region runs from base 17 to 2662 and encodes 881 amino acids. The record is from RefSeq and is a predicted model, not a curated record. NCBI's taxonomy places the organism in Eukaryota, Oomycota, Saprolegniomycetes, Saprolegniales, Verrucalvaceae. Gene Ontology annotation, molecular function: glycosyltransferase activity; protein binding.